CGCCAUCGGAUAGCAUCGCAUAUGCAGCUAAAACCCACUGAUAAAGCAUUGCUAAGGGCUACUAAUUGAAAAGCAUAGAACUGUUUCCUGCAACGCCGGUACUAAUUCUAAAAUAAUAAAAUACUACGCAUUUUCAACAAGGAGCUCACAAGUAAAUAGUACAUAUAAUUAAAAAGCAGCAAAACAUCCGAAAUAAAACAUCAGCGUAAAAAUUAUUUCCGAUGGGCACUAAUUCAGGAGCGACAACUGGUAUAAAUAAUAAACCCGUCGGUGCGGGUGGUGCGAGCGAUAGUAGCGUCGUGGGUGGUGGCGGUGGUGGUGUCAGUGGUGUUGGCGGAGUUGGUAGUGUCGGCACCAACAGUUUGGGCGGUGUUACCGGUGUUGGCGGGCUAACCGGCGGCAAUGCUAACAGUGCGGCGGGUACUGGCGGCGUUGGUACCGGCAGCAGUGGCAGCGAUGACUGUGGCAAUGGUGGUGGCGGUGGACCUAGUGGUCAAAAUAAUCAACAAACAACACCACAAUACACCAUACCAGGUAUACUACACUUCAUACAGCACGAAUGGUCACGGUUCGAAUUGGAGCGCUCCCAAUGGGAUGUGGAUAGAGCAGAAUUGCAGGCACGCAUAGCCAUGUUAUUGGGCGAACGAAAAUGUCUCGAAAGCCUCAAAUCAGAUUUAACACGACGCAUUAAAAUGUUGGAGUACGCCUUGCGGCAGGAGCGUGCCAAAUUCUAUCGACUCAAAUAUGGUACCGAUCCGCCACAAUUGAACGAAUUGAAACCGCCAACAGAUGAUGCUGGUCUCGGUAGCGAAGUGGCGCCCGAUUCCGAAGUACCAUACAGUUCAGUAUCGAAUACAACCUGGCGACAGGGCAGACAAAUGCUGCGACAAUAUUUGGCCGAAAUCGGUUACACAGACAACAUAAUCGAUGUGCGUUCGAAUCGGGUGCGCUCCAUACUUGGUCUCAAUAAUAACUCCGAACAGGAGGAGAAUGUCAGUCCCAAUAUAAAUGGCAAUGAGAAUAAUAAACGUGCUGCAGAAUCAGAGGUACAAGAAAAUUUCUUCGCUUCUUUCUAUUUCAACAAUUAUUUUGUAUUUUUUUGUAUUCUUUUUUUUCGUUUUUUUAUAUAUUUAAAAGAUCUUGAUGCCGAGGUUGGGGAGCAGCUUCUGAAUGAUAUAAAUCUAAUAACCGAAGGAUAUUUAUCACCGAAUACGACGGAACAAUUGAACAACACGGCUAACAAUGCAGCUGCCUCUGCCGCGGCUCGGCGCAAUCUUAUCACCGCCGUCACAGCAGGUGGCGAUGAGGAGGUUGACGCCUCACUCGGCCUAGGUGAACUUGCCCAACUGACGGUCAACAACGAGGCGGAGAGUUCGUAUGAUGCGAAUGCCAAGGAUGGCACUGGCGGCGGUACUGGUAGCUACCGCAAAACCUGGAACGCCAAAUAUACGCUACGUUCGCAUUUCGAUGGUGUACGCGCAUUGAUUUUCCACCCCGAGGAGCCGGUGUUGAUCACCGCUUCCGAGGAUCACACACUCAAAUUGUGGAAUCUACAGAAGACGGUACAAGCCAAAAAGUCAGCUAGUCUCGAUGUAGAGCCAUUGUAUACGUUCCGUGCGCACACCGGUCCCGUACUGUGUCUCGGCAUGUCCACCACCGGUGAUGUUUGCUAUUCAGGCGGUUUGGAUGGAAACAUUGAAUGCUGGCAACUACCAUCGCCCAACAUCGAUCCAUACGAUUGUUACGAUCCAAGCGUGCAUUCGGGCACAUUGGAGGGUCACACCGAUGCCGUAUGGGGACUGACUACGAUGCACAGCAAUAUUGUGUCAUGCUCAGCCGAUGGCACCGUGAAACUCUGGUCGCCGUACACCAAGGAGCCACUGUUGCGCACCUACACUGCUUCCGAGGCUGAGGGUACACCAUCAUCUGUUGAUUUUGUGCGAAAUGAGGUGGAUCACAUUGUUGUGGCAUAUAAUAGUGCACAUUGUAUUGUGUACGAUACGGAGACCGGCAAGCAGGUGGUCAAAUUGGAGGCUGCUCAGGAGAUGUCUGGCAAUACGGGGAAAUUUAUUAACAAAGUGGUAUCGCAUCCGACGCUGCCUAUAACGAUCACAGCGCAUGAAGAUCGUCACAUACGCUUUUGGGACAACGUUUCGGGGACGUUGAUACACUCGAUGGUGGCACACUUGGAGCCUGUCACAUCGCUCGCCGUGGACGCGCAUGGACUGUACUUGCUAUCGGGUUCACAUGAUUGCUCGAUACGACUUUGGAAUUUGGACAAUAAGACAUGUGUGCAAGAGAUCACAGCGCAUCGCAAGAAAUUCGAUGAGAGUAUAUUCGAUGUGGCGUUCCAUGCUACAAAACCAUACAUCGCUAGCGCUGGAGCGGAUGGCUUAGCCAAAGUGUUUGUUUAAGUGUGCACAUUUCUGGAUGAAGCGAAAUCAAUAGCAUUAACACCAACACAACCACCACCACCACCACCAUCACCACCACCAAAAACAACAACAACAUUGGGUCAGGUGAUAAACAAGCAGCGGGACAUUGAAAAAGUGUGAUGGCGGUAAUGAUGUGGAAAUUAAUUGUAACGAGCAUGCAACGGUGACAAAGGCGGCGACGAUGAGGAUGGCGAAGGCGAGGGAUAAGGAGUUUAAAGGCGAACGAAUAGUAUCUAGAACACGACGACACACAACUGUUUGGAGACGACGAAGUCGAGUCGAAUAGCUAGCAGAUGAGUAGUAGUGCAAGUAGAGCUGUAGUUGGUUUAAAUUAAAAAAAAAAAAAAAAAAACAAAGCAGAAGUAACAAGCAAAAUAUAUACACAUAUAUGAUACAUUUAUUAUUAUGAAACAUAUGGAUUAAGAAGCAUUUCUACUACAUACAUACAACAACAAGAAAAAGAAAAUUGCUAUAUAUAUACGCAUAAUAAAUAAAUAAUAAAACUUUUCUAAACAAACAAAAACAAAAAACUAAAAACUAAAACUAAAUUUAAAAUCAUUCAUCAAGAUGAGUUAGUUGAUGAUGUUUCCCAUGUCUUAGAAAUAGCGCUAAAUAGAGACGAGACAAACAGAGGAUUUGCGCAUGCACGCAAGCGGCAAACGAAUGAUAUACUCAACACAUGAAUAUAUUAAGUAUAUGAAUAAAUAUAUAAUAUACAUACAUGUAGCUUACAAAUAUAAA
Messenger RNA from Rhagoletis pomonella (apple maggot), 3176 nucleotides. It is a transcript of the gene Cka, whose product is annotated as striatin-3. Gene Ontology annotation, molecular function: protein binding. The record is from RefSeq and is a predicted model, not a curated record. Lineage: Eukaryota; Metazoa; Arthropoda; Insecta; Diptera; Tephritidae. Bases 222 to 2414 code for a protein of 730 amino acids. The transcript is spliced from 5 exons.